Molecule: messenger RNA, 1137 nt
Organism: Parascedosporium putredinis
Lineage: Eukaryota; Fungi; Ascomycota; Sordariomycetes; Microascales; Microascaceae
Source: the annotation of a GenBank genome assembly
AUGUCGUCGUCUGAAGUGCAGCCGGCUGCUACUUUGCCGGAAGACCUUCUCUCCCCCGAGACCGACUGGGCCGGCUAUCUAUCCGGCGUGGUUGACGGCAGCAGCAGCCAGCAUGUAGCGAGUCUCAAUGCCCACAUCCACUCUAACCCCGAACUCGCCUACGAAGAACACCAAGCCCACAACACCUUUGUCGACACUCUCAAAACGCUAGGCUUCGCCGUCACCCCCAUGCCUACGGUCUCGAGACCUCAUUCGAGGCCGACGGUCCGGGCUCCCCGGCCGCGUCCGCCUGCUCGGCACCCCGCCGAGGAAGGCGGCGGCGGCAAGCUCAAGCUCAUCGCGGCGGGAGCCUACCGCGGCGCGGCCGCCAGCCUGAUGGUGCACCCGGGCGCCGGGUACCUCCUGCGGCCGGGGCUGCGCGGCGUCGCGUACUACCGCAUGCUCGCCAACAUCAAGGUGAGGGUGUACUUCACCGGCCAGGAGGCCCACGCGGCCAUCGAGCCCUGGAACGGCGUCAACGCCCUCGACGCCGUCUGCCUCUCGUACAACGCCGUCUCCAUGCUGCGCCAGCAGAUCCGCCCCCACGAGCGCAUCCACGGCGUUUUUCGCGCCGCUGGCGACCGGCCCAACGUCGUGCCCGCCGACUGCUGCGUCGAGUACUAUGUGCGCAGCGAUACCAAGGCCGCCGCCGAGGCGCUGUGGGCCCGUGUGCUCAAGUGCUUCGAGGGCGCCGCGCUCGCCACCGGGUGCGGUAUGCGCGUGGAGCCGCUCAACAGCUACGACGACCUGCGCCCGAGCCAGGCGCUCUGCCGCGCGUACGAGGCGGCGAUGCCGGUGGGGACCGUCUCCUGGAACGACCCGCCUGAUUUCCUCGCCGGAAGCACGGACAUGGGUAACGUGACGUACGAGUGCCCCGGCUUCCACGGGGCGUUUGGCAUCGAUACGCCCGUGGGCCAGGGGAACCAUACCAAGAGUUUUGCCGAGGCGGCGGGGACGCAGGAUUCCUUUGUCCGGGCGAUGGAGUGUGCCAAGGGCAUGGCGAUUGUGGGCUGGAAGAUGCUGACGGAUGAUGUGUUUGCCGAGGGGGUUCAGCGGGAGUGGGUAGCCGAUAUGGAGAAGGCCAGGGGUGAAUUCUAA